GAUGACCCUGUUGACGUCGAUUAGUUGUGCGGGAAAAAAUUACAUUGGUUGCUGCCUUUCUUAGAACAAGUCUGCAAGGCUGGCAAUGUAACCUUUGCAUGAAAAAGACAACAGUUGAUGAGGUAACCUUUGCUUGCACACAGACACAACGGCGUUUAAAAUGUUGCAUUGCUGUUGUAUUAAUAUAACAUAAGCAUUAACGCUAUCAUUAAAUUGAAAUUUUGUUGUUUAGAAUAGUUUAUACUAUGUAUACGAAUAACGUAGGUUAUAACUCAAAAUCAAUUUUUUCUGGAAUUCAAACAUAAUGGGUCAGCAAGUUGGUAGAAGGAUCUUAGGCCACGAAAGAAACAACAGAUAUGACAAUUCCUUCUGUAAUUCAAACCAGAAUUCAAAGCUUAAUGUUCUAAAUCGGUUGUUGAAGAACCGACAUGGUAGUUUUGGAAGUUCCACGUUGAAUAACUUUGUGGAUCUCGAUCUUCUGCCUCCAGAACUGGGAAUCCAGAUCCUUCAAAAUCUCAAUGCAACGGAUCUUUGUCUUGCAUCAUGUGUGUGGACAGACCUCGCCAAUGAUGAACGUUUAUGGGAAGGGUUGUGUUUAUCUUCAUGGGGAUUCUGUAGCGCAUAUCGAACUUGGAAACAACAAGGAAAGUCUUUUAAGAGAUUAUUUCUUUUACUUGAUGAAGGGAGCUUGACAUUUAAUACGGAACCAGAAUGGGGUAUUCGGUACUUUGUCGAUAACCACAUUCUAAACGACCAACCUGAAGACAUCGCUAUGUUCAUUCACUCAACUAAUCAACUUUGUUGGAAACAAGUUCGAAUUUAUUUAAGAAAAAGACAAGAUGUUUUCUUUGAAAUAUUUAAACGACAAAGUUUCAAAAAUCAAUUUCUACCAAAUGCUCUCAGGAAGUUUUUCAAUGCAGUUGACUCUCCCACCACACAAAGUGAAUACCUCAGUUCACUUAUUGAAAAGUUUUCAAUUCAGUUUUGUGGAGAUAAUCCUGAUUUAGGGUUGGAGCCAGAUGUAGUUUGCAUCCUCUGUUAUUCUCUCCUUCUCUUAUCUGUGGAUCUCGCGAGUCCUCACGUAAAGAACAAGAUGUCGAAGCGAGAGUUCAUCCGAAACAUCCGGCGAGCAUUGGAGAUGGGGAACAAUGCUGCAGCCAGGAGACCACGAGAACCAAUUGAUCGUGACUUUGCCGGCCACUUGUAUGAUAAUGUGUAUCUGGUUGGCCAUGUUGCACCACAACGUUGGGACGAUGUAUCGCGUAGGCCUGUCACGCACCAAUGAGAUUCUCAAUCUUGACAAAUUUGAACUAGAUGUAAACAAUCUUUCCUGCACAAAACACAAAUACAAUCCAAUUGCCAGUCGUACACUGUUUAAAUCGGUGCAUAGAACCAAAGUCCACCAUUUUUGUCAUGUUAAAUAAUCUCAUAUUUCUGAUAAUGGUUAUCUUAGCAGUCUAAAUAUUUUAUUGACAACCCCCAUCUGUUAUACAGCAGUUAAUCUCGCUUAAUAUUUAAAUGCAGGCUGAAUUCUCUUAUAUCCAACCUAUGCACAUUGCCCAAUUUAUAGAUACUAAUUUUUUUAUUUGUUUCCUACCAUUUGUUCCUCCUUUUAAGUUUCUCUUGCUUUUUUAUUCAUUUUCCUUUUUUGCAGUGUUUGCAAAACUUUAAAAAUAUGUAAGUUUUGUAAAGUUUCACUAUUAUUGUUGGUGGACAGCUAAAGUAUUCAAGCCAUACUGUGUAAAGCUUAGUAUAUAAUGGUUGAACGACUUUACCAACUAACUUCCAUCUGUUACUGACACUAACAAAAAUCUCUCUGUAAUAAUAGUAAUGUGGAUUGUAACAUUAUUUUUAAAACUGUGAAAUUAACUGGCUUGAAAUGGCCCACUUAAUGUGUCUUUAUUUUUUGUUUAAAUGUAAAACUAAGUAGUAUCUAAUAUUAGGUUGCUUGCUGUAAGUGGCUUUUGCAACCUAAUCCUUUGUAGGUUGCAACAGUAACUCUAUUCUGUUGGUUGGUCUUUUUUACAGAAAAAUCAAACAAAUGGAAUAUGGUAAAAAGUUAUCUUCCGUUAACAGUGCUAUUCAUAAAAGUUUUUGCAUGUUGUUUAUGUAAUUAAACCAUAGCAUGGUGAAAAUUAUGUCAGAAUAAAAGAACCAAAAACCAUGUA
Messenger RNA from Ciona intestinalis (vase tunicate), 2168 nucleotides. RefSeq names its product F-box only protein 8. Gene Ontology annotation, molecular function: guanyl-nucleotide exchange factor activity; protein binding. Gene Ontology annotation, biological process: regulation of ARF protein signal transduction. The record is from RefSeq and is a predicted model, not a curated record. Lineage: Eukaryota; Metazoa; Chordata; Ascidiacea; Phlebobranchia; Cionidae.